Molecule: messenger RNA, 1284 nt
Organism: Ylistrum balloti
Lineage: Eukaryota; Metazoa; Mollusca; Bivalvia; Pectinida; Pectinidae
Product: bifunctional peptidase and arginyl-hydroxylase JMJD5-like
Exons: 8
Coding region: 1-1284 (427 amino acids)
Molecular function (GO): 2-oxoglutarate-dependent dioxygenase activity
Source: RefSeq, a predicted model, not a curated record
AUGAAAAUGUCGCCGUUUGUUGUUUUCACAAUUUGCUUCAUGUUUCUACCGUGUAAUGGAAAAGUAAAAUUUCCGAAAAACAUGGCUACGGAUCACCAGUUCCCACCGACGAUAAGCCGCUCAGUUGGAGGUAUCCCAAUAGGACAUCUCCGACCACUAGGUUACCAGCGAAAUCCAUCUGGAAAAGUGAUGAAUACCUUAGAGAUGCCCCAUGCCCAUGCUUUCAACAUCAAACACAUCAAGGCUAACAAACCGGUGGCCAUACGGGAAGCAAUGAAAAAUUUACAAGUUUUAAAGGACUGGGAGAAGGAUGAAUAUUUAGACAACACCUUUGGAAAAUUGAAUGUCACAGUGACAGUAAAGAAAGAGAGGCGAGCACACGAAUAUACCUGGAUGACAAUGGACAAAUUCCUGUUGGAUUACCUACACGAAGAUUGGUACCUGUCCACUAUACUUCCGCCGGAAAUGGCCAAGGAAUUUCCAGUCCCUGGCUGUUUGAGAUGCGGAACUUACCGGAAGAGGUUACAGGAAGCGGAACUGUGGAUGAGUUCCGGUGGAACAGCUUCAAUGCUUCAUAGUCAUGAAGAUCACACUCUUCAUUGCGUCUUAUUUGGUCGGAAAGACGUUAUUAUUAUAGAAGGCGAGCAUCGUAAAGUCUUUAAUUACCAGGAAAAGUAUCACAAUGCUGGCGCAGGAUAUUCGCCUCUGGACAUGGAUUUCAUCAAUAUGUUUCAGAACUCUAAGAUAUCAAAGACUCCAUGGACUUACACUACUUUGACGCCGGGAGAUUGUCUAUUUCUACCUGCAGGAUACAUGCACCAGGUAAGGUCAUAUGGCAGAGGAAUUUCCUACACUGUCCUGUUUGCCCCGUCGCUCGAGUUCGAUUCCUCCGACUGCCGUGUACCUGUCGAGAAAAAGAACGACAAACCCAGUAUUCCUUCUCUGGCUGACGUUGACUUCGUCUGGACCUCUCGAAAUGGCGAGCGAGUGUUGAAUGUUGGUAAAAUGACCCCAAAUGUGUUAAUGCACGUACUAGAUAUGCUGAUACGGGACAAGGCAAAAUUAUACAUCGAACAGUUUGAUCAUUUCUACUCGGACGCACUGCAAAAGGCGUACAAGUAUCCAUCUGCACAGGAAGCUUUCAAUAUCCUAACUGAAAAUCCAGAUGAAAAUUUCUUAACGAGGACGACAAUACGGAACCUGAAACUGGAACAGUUACAAAGAUUUUGUAGGCUGUACAAUGAUGCUUUUCUGGAGCCGACUAUAAACAAGGAGGAAUUGUAG